AUGACGCACUCAAAUGAGUUCCGCCCGAUUAUUAAAUCCUUCCUGGACACAGACGCCUACAAGCUGCACAUGCAGCAGGCUAUCUUUCACCAGAACCCAACCGUAAUUACAGCCUAUGAGUUCAACUGCCGCAACAAGGAGGACCACCUUGGCAUCUACGCAGAUCUCGUUUGCGUGCAAGUGCAACAUAUGGCGACUGUGCGCCUGACUGAGCCGGAGUGCACGUAUUUGGCAACGUUGCCUUUCUUCAAGGAGGACUACCUCGAGUAUCUACGCGGCUACCGCUACAAACCGGAGCAGGUGCACAUCCGCGCUGUGCCGCAGAUGCUGACGUGUGAGAACGAGUUUGGCGAGGACGGCUCCGACUUGGCAGUGACUGUGGAGGGGCCAUGGGUGGAAACAAUUCUGUGGGAAAUCCCGCUACUGGCAAUCAUCAGCGAAGUCACUCAGCAGAGCAGACACCCUCGCAUAGGCCCGGCUGAGGCGCUGGUGACCCUACACGAGAAAUUGGACCUCUUCUUCGCAAAUCACACAGAGGCUGAGCUGGCUACCUUCAAGGUCACUGAAUUCGGCACGCGCCGGCGAUGCAGCCAGGCGGUGCAGGAAGUGGUUGUGCGAGCACUGAAGGAUGACACACGCUUUGGGCCGCACUUGAUCGGUACAAGUAACUAUGAUCUGGCGCGGCGUCUUGGUCUGCCGCCAGUGGGAACUCAGGCGCACGAGUGGUUUCAGGCCUUUCAGCAGCUAUCCCCAGAGCUCCGCCAUUUCCAGAUUAUGGCUAUGGACUACUGGCUACAGGAGUACCCGCAGUGCCUCGGCAUUGCACUCACGGAUUGCAUCACGAUGGACGCCUUCUUGAGCGACUUCGACACGCGUCUGGCGAACGCCUACCAGGGGCUGCGGCAGGACUCAGGUGUGCCUGUGGAGUGGGGCCGGAAGGCUGUGGCCCACUACAAAGCUCUCGGGAUCGACCCCCACACGAAGACUCUCGUCUUUUCAGACGGCCUGGAUCUGGAGAAAGCGGUGGAGCUGUAUAACUCCUUCAAGCGGGAGAUACAGGUGAUGUGCGGUAUCGGAACGCAACUGACGUGCUCCAUCAAGGGAGUUCUCCCGAUGAACAUCGUCAUUAAGAUGGUCCGAUGCCAGGGCAAACCAGUCGCGAAGGUGUCUGACAGCCCUGGGAAGAGCACCUGCGGCGACCUCGAGUAUUUAGAAAAGUUGAAAGAGGUCUUCAAGGUUUAG
This is a messenger RNA of Leishmania braziliensis MHOM/BR/75/M2904, 1242 nucleotides long. RefSeq names its product putative nicotinate phosphoribosyltransferase. Bases 1 to 1242 code for a protein of 413 amino acids. The record is from RefSeq and is a predicted model, not a curated record. Gene Ontology annotation, biological process: NAD+ biosynthetic process. The transcript has a single exon. NCBI's taxonomy places the organism in Eukaryota, Euglenozoa, Kinetoplastea, Trypanosomatida, Trypanosomatidae. Gene Ontology annotation, molecular function: nicotinate phosphoribosyltransferase activity.